UGGAAGCGGAGACUCGUCUUGACUUUCCCCUCCUCUUCCCAUUUCGAAUCCUUUCUUGCCCACCUCACCUUCCUGCGCCCGAGUGCGCAGGUGCCAGGGAUAACGACCUCUACUGGUCGGUGCCCUUGCCCUUCUCUCCUUCUGCAGCAUCUGUCUGUCACAUCAAAUCAUGGCCACCUUGGAUGACAGCUCUACGCCCAACGACACGGGCGCUCCCAAGCCGUCAGUGCUGAUAGUUGGGGGUCUUGGAUACAUCGGUCGCUUCCUCGCAAAGUACAUACAUUCGCAUAACCUAGCGUCUUCUGUCCGCAUUGUCGACAAGAUCCUGCCCCAACUAGCGCAUCUUGCUCCAGAGUUCCAGGAGGCAUGUUCGCCCAAGAUUUUCAUACAAGCCGACGCCUCACGCGAUACGUCCAUGGACCGCAUCUUUGACCACCCUGACGGACCUGACGCCACUUGGGACUACGUCUUCAAUCUUGCUGGCGAAACCGCCUGGUCACAAACUCCGGAAAUAUACAAAUUGCGAUCAUGGCAAGUCAGCGUCACGUUAGCGAAAGAGGCGGCAAAGCGCAAGGUCAAGGCAUUCGUCGAAGUCAGCACUGGGAUGGUUUAUGCUCCUAACCGCACACCUCGAACGGAGCAAGAUAAGCUAAAACCUUGGCUGAAGCUUGCCCGGGUCAAGCUGGAAGCUGAGCAAGAGCUGGCGCGCAUACCAGGCCUGAACCUAGUCAUUCUCCGUCCGGCGCAUGCAUACGGAGAGUACGAUUCCAAAUUCGUAGCGAAAGCACUUUGUUUAGCGCGAGUCUACCAAGAACAGCAGAAGGAAAUGAAAUGGUUGUGGACGGAGGAUCUGAAGAUCAAUACCGUCCAUGUGGAGGACAUGGCCCGAGCGUUGUGGGCUGCUGCACAAUGGAGAUCCACCAACUCGACCCUUCCUUCCGGGUCGCCUACGACUAGCAGAAGACCGACACUGGGCUCGAAAGGAGAAGAAGCGCCGACGGGCGUCCCUGUCUUCAACAUCGUCGACCACGGACAGACGAGUCAAGGCGAUCUCGCUGACGUCAUCUCAAAGGUGUUCAAUAUCAAGACCGGGUUCCAGGGAUCGUUGAUCUCCCAGUUUGCAAAGAUGAACCUCGAACACGUAGUGGACGACUUGAACGAGGACAUCCUUCAGCCUUGGGCCGAUAUGCUGGAACAAAAGGGCAUCACUAAGCCCGGCCCUCUCAGUCCAUUUCUAGAAAAAGAGCUACUCAAGGACGCAGACCUCAGUCUUGAUGGCAGUCUGUUCGAAAAGGUUGUGGGAUUCCAGUACCAACACGACAAGGGACUAACUGUUGAAGGCAUCAAGCAGAUGGUGGCGAGCUAUGAGAGGAUGGGAUGGUGGCCUUCAUGUUGAAUUAGACAUGCCAAUCGUGUCUUUAGCGUACGGUGAUCAGUCCGCUUACUAUCUUGAUGUAACGGCCUUUUUGUGUAAUGGAAUGAGAUUAUCAUGAAGGAAAAGCACGACUUCAAUACUCAUUCUCUGUCUUUAGCAUUGCCGUCCUGG
Messenger RNA from Exophiala viscosa, 1546 nucleotides. RefSeq lists its product as uncharacterized. Lineage: Eukaryota; Fungi; Ascomycota; Eurotiomycetes; Chaetothyriales; Herpotrichiellaceae. Bases 170 to 1396 code for a protein of 408 amino acids. The record is from RefSeq and is a predicted model, not a curated record. The transcript is spliced from 2 exons.